This is a messenger RNA of Hevea brasiliensis (rubber tree), 3935 nucleotides long. RefSeq lists its product as uncharacterized. Gene Ontology annotation, molecular function: zinc ion binding. Lineage: Eukaryota; Viridiplantae; Streptophyta; Magnoliopsida; Malpighiales; Euphorbiaceae. The coding region runs from base 139 to 3447 and encodes 1102 amino acids. The record is from RefSeq and is a predicted model, not a curated record. The transcript is spliced from 2 exons.
GCAAAGACUUUGUCUUGACUUGGGACAGUGGGAAAGAAAGACCUUUGAUAGUUACCAAACUACCCAGCAGCGGUGCUAUCCCCGAUCAAUCCCAGGAAAAAAAGAAGCUUAAUUUCUUGCAAAGAAUAACAAACAGAAAUGGAGAUCGAUUUCUUGCACCAGCACUCAUUGAAGCUUUAUGAGAAGGCGAAUGAGGAGAUAUGCAUGGGAUGUAGAGAACCCAUCUCAGGUCAGACCUACGGUUGUAGCCUUUGUAUAUAUUUCCUCCACAAAUCCUGCACCCAGCUUCCAAAACAGAUCGAACAUUUCUUCCAUCCAUGCCCUCUCCUCCUCAGAAUUGCUCCUGUUUCUAGGUGUAAUGCUUGCUAUGAAGAAACAUCAGGCUUUAUUUACAGUUGUGAACCAUGUGAAUUCAAUAUGGAUAUCAAAUGCUCUCAACUUCCAACUAUAAAAUCCGAUGGGCAAGAAAAAAAUAUCCAGCAUUUCAGUCAUCGCCAUCCUUUGACUCUCUUUAGAGAUAUCGAAGAUCACAAGUCUUUCUGUAAAAUAUGCAGAAAGCUCUGCUUCACUCAGGCCUGUGGUUGCAGCCAAUGCAACUAUUAUCUCCAUAUAUCUUGUAUGGAAUUUUUGCCUCAAAAGAUUCAAGCCUCGUUCCAUUCUUGCCCAGUCACUUUGCUUACAACUCAGCAAUAUCGCUGUGGCUCUUGUGACAAAGAGCAUUCUGGCUUGACCUUUCGCUGUGGUAAGUGCUAUUUCCAUCUGUGUUUAGAUUGUUUUGUAACUUCUACAGAAAAGUCCAAAGGCCAUUCCAGACUCCCAUUGGAAAUCCAACAUUUCAUUCACCCAUGCCCUCUCUUCCUAAGGGUAUCAUAUGUAUUUAUGUGUAAUGCUUGCUGUGGGCUUCGCUCUGGCUUCGCAUAUUACUGUGAAAAAUGUGAGUUUAAUAUAGAUAUUGAGUGCGCCAACAUUCCCACUAUAAAUUCUGAAGGUGAAAAAGAGCAGGUUCAACACUUUAGUCAUUUGCAUCCUUUGACAAUUCAGGGGAAGAUAGAAGAUAUUGAAGAGGUUAGGUGCAAAAUAUGUGAUCAGCUGUGCUCAAGUCCAACCUGUAGUUGCAGCCAGUGUAAUUUUUUUCUCCAUAAAUCUUGUAUGGAGAUUUUGCCUCGGAAGAUUCCACCCUCAUUUCAUCCGUGUCCUCUUAUUCUACUAGCAAAUGUUUCUUAUCAGUGUGAUGCUUGUCACCAACACUACUCUGGCUUCACCUUCCGCUGUGGCAAGUGUUACUUCCAUCUAUGUGUCAAUUGUUCUUUAAUGUCUACAAUGAAUUCUAAUAGACCUUUUGAGGUUCCACGAGAGAUUCAAAAUUUCUUUCACCCAUGCCCUCUCUUCCUUAGAAUAUCCCCCACCUUUACUUGUAAUGCUUGCUAUAGACAGCAUUCGACCUUUAGGUAUUACUGCAGGACAUGUGUUUUUAGUCUGGAUAUUGAAUGCGCCCUGAUUCCUACACUAAAUACUGAAAGUGAAAAGGAUCAAAUUCAACAUUUCAGUCAUUGGCACCCUUUGACCCUCUAUGAACAGUUGAAAGAUUUUGAAACUUGCUGUGGAAUAUGUGGGAAGUUCUGUUUGAGUUCCAUCUAUGGUUGCAGCCAAUGUAAAUUCUACCUCCAUAAAUCUUGCAUGGAAGCUUUACAUAGAAAGAUUCAACACUUAUUUCAUGAAUGCCCACUUGUUCUACUCACAACGCCAUCUUAUAAAUGUGAUGGCUGUGGCAAGGAUUGCUCGGGCUUGACAUUUCGCUGUGGUGAGUGUUAUUUCCAGAUAUGUCUCGAAUGUGCCCUACUGCCUACUGUAGAAUCCGGUGGCCAUACAAAAAUUCAGCAUUUCUUCCAUGGCCAUCCACUGAUAUUCAGUGAAAAGAAAGCUACUGAUGAAGCUUAUUGCUAUGAAUGUGGAGAAUGCUGCCAGGGCAAUGCCUAUGGUUGUAGUAAGUGCAAUUUCUUUUUACACAAAUCAUGUGCACAAUUGCCACAAGAGAUCCAGAAUCCUUUUCAUCCAGAGCACCCUCUCACUCUGCUGAACAUGGCCUCGCAAAAGUCGGAAACAGUAAAAUGCAAUUUAUGUCUCAAGGCUUGCAGUUACUUUGCCUUCUGCUGCAAAAAAUGCAGUUUCAUAGUAGAUGUUGAAUGUGCUUCCCUCAAGCCCACUGUAAAAUAUCAGGGUCACAAUCAUCUUCUUACUGUUGUGGAGAACAUACAUGGUGAACUUCAAUGUGAUGCUUGUUAUAGCUCUUGCAGGGGCUCCUCUGCAUUCCGUUGCAUGGAAUGCAAUUUUGAUCUCCACCUUAUAUGUGGUCCAUUACCCUGCACCAUUAAACAUAAAUGCCAUGUAGAUCCACUCACCCUCAAGGAUUUUUAUGUUGAGGAUGAAGAUGAAGAUGAUGAAUUUUAUUGUGAUGCUUGUGAAGAAAGAAGGGACCCACGACUCUGUGUUUAUUAUUGUGCACAAGGUUGCCCUAUGGUAUGUGAUGUGAAGUGUGUGAUUUCCGAGGUUGUGGCAUCACUAAGGGGAGAGCGAGGAGAUGUGGAAUUGAGAACCGUAGGUAGACACAUGACUAGUAAGGUGUUUAGUAAAGAUUUGGAAGUUAAAGAAAUGGAGCAAAAUGAGACAGAAAAGGUUGCACUGGAAGAAAAAGUAAAGGUCAUACCUAAGUCAUUGGAAGAUAUAGUUGAUUCUUUAGAUACAACUGAGCAGAUAGAACUCAAUGAUAUUGCAACAGCUAUACAAAAUAGAGGAAAGGCAUCACUUGCAUGCAAGGAUCAAGGUACUUUUCCAUACUCAGAAGAGGCAUUUACGCAGUUCAUGGAUAGGCUCGAUUCUGCCAUUUUGAAUGAUGAUAUUCCAGAUUUCGUCUCAGAACAUGAUGAAGAAUUUGUCACUGUUGGGGAUUACUUCGUCUCUCGCACGCUUGUCCCUACUUUUCAAAAUUUGUUUGAUAAGUACGGGGAUGUCGGUGCCAAGUCCACAUUGAGUCCCAAAUUGAAGUCGAUCAUUUUUUGCUUCCUAUGCAGUGUCAUACACCGCAUGCGAACAACCAAAGUUGUAGACAUAACUGAAGGUAUACUUCAGGAGUGGUGGGCAUGCUUAAAAUUUGUGCAGCUUGCAGGGUUCAGAAUUCAGUUCAUUAUUGAUCAUCUGAAGCGAGUUGUACGUGCCCACUUUGUUCUUCAGGCGAGAAAGUACACAGAUCACACCUUUGUUGAGAAAAAUCAAGAAAUAGAACAAAUUUCCAAGGAUAUAAAGGAACUAACGUCAAAGUUAGAAGCAACCAAGGAACAACAAGAGCAUAACAAAUCGCUUGCACAUGCUGCAACUGCAAGCUUGAUGAAGCAAUUCCUUAGGGACGCUUCGGUAAUGAAGUGGAAGCCUGCAGCUCAUGGUCUGCUAUAAUGCAAAAAAGAGGUCCUAGGUACGCUGCUAAUAAUGGGUGCAUUCUUCUCAUGCUGCCAUAAUAAGAAAGUUCCCAUUUUGAACCAUAACUAAUUCUGAGCGUUCAAGAUUUGUCUUAGAACCCUAAGUGAGCAAAAUCAUGAACUGUGCUUGCGCAGCUGCAUAUUUCUGCUAUAAUAGUUGAUGCAAUCAUAUGACCAUACUAAACUUUAAGUUCUAGUUUAAAGAAAGUUUAGUGGUAGGAUAGGAAGCCUUUUACUAUUGCUGUCAAUAUAUAAGCUUUUGUAUGAUCUUCCAGAUAAUGAAAGCAUCUGCUUUUGCUCAAGAAAAGCAUCGAAACCACUACAGCUUUUUCUUUCCUUAUUUGAGUUAUUUCAUUUUAUUGUAAUUCUCCAUCCAAGAAAGAUGUCAAUUUGUACUUCAAUCUUUGUACAUGCGUGCAGAAGUGAUAAAGCAAAAAUGAAUAAUCAGUUGAUUAAGAAUGCCUA